CCCACCCCCACUGGGCUGAUUUUAUAUGAAACUAUUUUGUUGUUGUUGUUGUUGCGGCACAUUAACGCUUUCUUUUUUCAUUGCUCACUAUACCCACUGCCACCUCUGCCUUCACUCACAACCACAACUACAUCACCCAUGUGUCUACCCCCCGCCCCCGCCCCGCAUCCCUUCACCUACCCACCCAGACUCAGAUAGCCUCUCCAGCCCCACUCGCCUCAGCCUGUCGGACGGGUCGGAGGACCAGCUUGACCGCCUCCAGCAGGUGGAGCUGGCCAGGACAACACCCAUGUCUCAGUGGAGGGCAGGCACCGUGCAGGCCUGGCUGGAGGUCGUCAUGGCGAUGCCUAUGUACAUCCGCACCUGCUCGGAAAACGUCAAGAGCGGCAAGGUUUUACUGGGAUUAACGGAUGAAGACCUGGAGCUGGGUUUAGGCGUCAGCAGUUUGAUGCAUCGUCGGAAACUCCGCCUGGCCAUUGAAGAUUACAGAGAUGUGGAGAGUGGUAGAGGGCUGUCCAAGGCUGCAGAUAUGGACCACCACUGGGUGGCAAAAGCCUGGUUAAGCGAUGUGGGUUUGCCUCAGUACUCCCAGGCGUUUCACAAUCACUUGAUAGAUGGGCGAGUCCUGAACUCUUUGACACGUCGGGACCUCGAACGUCACCUCAACAUCACCAAGAAGUUCCAUCAGGUCAGCCUGCUGCUGGGCAUUGAACUGCUGCAGUUACUUCACUUUGACAAGGAGGCCCUGCAGGCUCGCCGGAUACAGUGUGAGCACCAGAAUGCAGAUCCGCUGGUAUGGACCGCGCAUCGGGUCAUGAAAUGGAUCAGAGAUAUUGACCUCAAGGAAUUUGCUGAGAGUCUCCUGAACAGUGGAGUUCACGGUGCCGUCAUGGUGCUCGACCCCACUUUCAACACCGACACAAUGGCAACAGUGCUAGGAAUCCCCAGCAGCAAGCACAUGGUUCGCCGACACCUCGUGGAAGAGAUGAAAACACUAAUUGGCCAAGCCAGAGCGGAUGCCAAACAGGAAUACGAGUGUCUAGGCCUGGGAACGCCACCUACCAUCCUUCGGCAGAACUCUUUGGGCAGACCUCCUAGCUCUGCCGGCCGGCACACCGAUGAAGAGGGCUCGCUGAGAAGAAGGGCAGUCAAGCCUCCAGCAGGAUUCAGCCCCAAAGCCCGCAAUGGGCGGGACUUGAGUUGCCAUAGCAGCUACGGCUCCCUGCCUAGGGAAGUUCGAGACCACACUCCGCCCAGGGCCGAGGGAAGUCCGAUCCGUGGUUACACCAGCAUCGAGGUCACCAAUGUGUGAGGUCAUCAGAGUGCGACAAACACCAGUCAUUCACUUCAUGACAGCUAAAUGUACAACAUGGACAUUUGUCAUCCAUGUGCACGCAAACAUGGGAUAGUUAUUUUUUUAUCUAAAGAUGAGCCUUUAUGGGACAGCUUGCACUUUGUAACAAGGAAAGGAUUUUUUUUUUAACAAGUUUCCUGGUUUUUAGAGAGUUUUUGGUCAGUGAUGUUUUAGCGUCUUUGAGGACAAAAAGCUCCCUCCCCCAAGAAUCCAAAUGACGAUGAAGGACGUGAGCUACAUGAAUAUUUUUCUAUUCUUGUGGGUACACCAGGAUGUGACUAGCUGAUAUGUUUUUUUGCUGACUAGUUGCUGUGAGCAGUCUGUUUCUCUGAGGGAAAUGAGAUUUUAAAACAACUGUUUGUAUUAUACAGGGUACUUGACAACAAAAACGAAAAACCGUUUCACAUCUGUGUAAGUUGCUCUUGUCUCAUUCAAUUCUGCUGUUUGUGAUGCCUUUGUCAAUGUGACUUAGCAUUAAAAAAAAAAAAAAACAACUUAAAAAGACUUGAACUGAAUUCAAAAUUUUAGAUUUUAUGUUUGAUGGUCAUUUUUCAUCUUGCACAUUUACACUGUUGUGUCUAAGCAAAUGUAGCACCUCUACUGAUGUUUUAUACUGUGCAGUAAAAGUAAAAUGUUUGAGCAAUGCCAUGAAAAAAAAAAUAUAAAUAAUACAGCUGCUGAGCUGUGAUGUGUGAGGGUGCAUUUUUUUGUGAAAAGGAAAAUGUUCACUGAAAUGGA
Messenger RNA from Archocentrus centrarchus (flier cichlid), 2092 nucleotides. Its product is annotated as kazrin-A-like. Gene Ontology annotation, molecular function: protein binding. The transcript is spliced from 7 exons. The record is from RefSeq and is a predicted model, not a curated record. Lineage: Eukaryota; Metazoa; Chordata; Actinopteri; Cichliformes; Cichlidae. The coding region runs from base 26 to 1312 and encodes 428 amino acids.